AUGAGUUUCGGAGACACCACGAGGAAGUACUGGAUCGUGCCCUCAGCGACUCUUGGCCCCGAGGAAUUGGUCCUCGGAACUGUCCUGAGGAAGCCAAACAACGUGAUCGAUACUCUGAACCGCCAUGCUGUCGAGCCCAUAGAGAUCGCCCACAUCAUCCAUGAGAAGGAGCAGGUGAAGAAGAGCAUCGGCAACGCCUUCGAGGUGGGAUUCGGCGCCGAGCUUGGGGCUUCCUCGGCCCUGGCAGCCAUCAUAGGAGGGGCUCCAACAAUAGAGGGAAAUUGGAAGAGUGGGAUUUCCAACUCCAUUGAAGCGACCCAGAUCCGGGCUACGCAUUUCUCGCCCACGGCAGAUUACGUGAACAGGGCACUACAGACACCAGAGAUCAAGGCCUAUGUGCGCCAGUCCUUCUUCACCACACCUAUUUAUAUGGUCGUUGGCGUAGCGGUCGCGAGCUCCAUCGAGAGAGAGUUCACUAGGUCCAAUAGUAAGGACGGAAAGGUUGGGGCGGACGUUGGUAUCGCGGGUACUGGCUUGGAUGUCUCAGCUUCUGCGUCUGCAAAUCGAGGGUCAGAGCAGAAGUACGGUGAUAAGGUGGAGGGGGAUGUCGUUCUGGCGUAUCGAGCUCGCCGGUUCAGGUAUUCGAGGAGGAAAGAGGUCUUUGUAAGGAAUAGUGAAGAUGAAAGCAAGCAUGGCAAGUAUAGCACGGAUCAAGACGAGGAUGAGAACAAGGAUGACGACGAUGACGACGACGACGAGGAUGAUGAGAACGAGUUUGCCGUGUUUUCUUACUUCGAGGCAAAUGAUGUCUCGGCUACAGAGGCUGGUGCGGCCGGUUUUGAAGAGGACAAUGAGAGCGAAUAG
This is a messenger RNA of Clonostachys solani, 864 nucleotides long. The record is from the annotation of a GenBank genome assembly. Lineage: Eukaryota; Fungi; Ascomycota; Sordariomycetes; Hypocreales; Bionectriaceae.